This is a messenger RNA of Apodemus sylvaticus (European woodmouse), 2988 nucleotides long. It is a transcript of the gene Nfatc2ip, whose product is annotated as nuclear factor of activated T cells 2 interacting protein. The record is from RefSeq and is a predicted model, not a curated record. The coding region runs from base 105 to 1355 and encodes 416 amino acids. The transcript is spliced from 8 exons. Gene Ontology annotation, molecular function: protein binding. NCBI's taxonomy places the organism in Eukaryota, Metazoa, Chordata, Mammalia, Rodentia, Muridae. Gene Ontology annotation, biological process: cytokine production; positive regulation of transcription by RNA polymerase II.
GAGGUGAUGACCGGCAGGCUGUUCGUCCAAUGAAGGGUACAGACGCUGAUGUGGGGGGGCCCGUGACUGUGUAGGGGCCGGUGUUUGUGGAAGCUGUGUGGGAGAUGGCGGAACCUUUGAGGAGACGUGGUCCGAGGUCCCGCGGUGGCCGCGGCGGCCGCGGCGGCCGAGGCGCUCGGAGAGCCCGAGUCGCCCGUGGCAGGUGUCCUCGCGCCCCGCAGUCUCCGACUAGGCUCAUUCCAGACACCGUGUUUGUGGUCAGUGACAGCGACGAAGAGGUCUUAGAAGUCGUCGCGGACCCAACAGAGAUGCCGGUCGCCCGCCUGCCCGCGCCGGCCGCACCUGAGCAGGACAGCGACAGUAACAGUGAAGGGGCAGCCGAGGGGCCUGCAGGAGCCCCGCGUAUGGUCCGACGGCGGCGGCGGCGGCUGCUGGAUCCCGGAGAGGCGCCGGUGGUUCCUGUGUACUCCGGGAAGGUGCAGAGCAGCCUCAACCUCAUUCCAGAGAAUUCAUCCCUCUUGCAGCUUUGCUCUUCAGAGCCUGAAGAUGAGGCAGAUCUGACAGAUUCUGUCAGUCCUCCCUCUGAGGAUGCCCUGCCUCCAGGUUCUCCCUGGAAAAAGAAGCUGAGGAAGAAGCAUGAGAAAGAAGAAAAGAAAAUGGAAGAGUUUCCGGACCGGGACAUCUCUCCUUUACCCCGACCUUCAUCAAGGAACAAAAGCAGAAAGCACACUGAGGCGCUCCAGAAAUUAAGGGAAGUGAACAAGCGUCUCCAGGAUCUCCGGUCCUGCUUGAGUCCCAGGCAGCAGCCGAAGCCGGUCCUCCAGAGCGCAGACGACGACGAGGUGGUCCUGGUCGAAGGGCCUGUCUUGCCACAGAGCUCUCGACUCUUCACACUCAAGAUCCGCUGCCGGGCUGACCUGGUCAGAUUGCCUGUCAGGACAUCGGAACCCCUUCAGAAUGUAGUGGAUCACAUGGCCAGUCAUCUUGGGGUGUCUCCAAACAGGAUUCUUUUGCUCUUUGGAGAGACAGAACUGUCCCCUACUGCCACCCCUAGGACCCUAAAGCUUGGAGUGGCUGACAUCAUUGAUUGUGUGGUGCUAGCAAGCUCUUCAGAGACCACAGAGACGUCCCAAGAGCUCCGGCUCCGGGUGCAGGGGAAGGAGAAACACCAGAUGUUGGAGAUCUCACUAUCUCCUGACGCUCCUCUCAAGGUCCUCAUGUCACACUAUGAGGAAGCCAUGGGACUCUCUGAACACAAGCUCUCCUUCUUCUUUGAUGGGACAAAACUUUCAGGCAAGGAGCUGCCGUCUGAUCUGGGCCUGGAAUCUGGAGAUCUCAUCGAAGUCUGGGGCUGAAGCUCCCUCACCAUGUUUCGAUACAAAGCCAAGACAUGGGAACAAUAGCUCCCACUUUUAUUAUGAUUUUUUUUUUUUUUUUUUUUUUUACCCAUAAGGGCUAACAGAAACUGAAUUAGAACUCGUUUACUUAUUUAUUUCCGGUGCUGGGGAUUGAACCCCGGACUGUGCACAUGCUAAGGAUAUAAGAAAUUGAGGCAAAACCAAGGCAUUACCUUUGGCCUGCCUCUAGUAGACUGUGGUCAGGCAGGUGGCUAUUUGGUAGUUGUGUGGCUGUGUGUGUUUGUGCUGUAUUUGGCAGCCCGUGGGGCACAGAGAAGGGAUCUUGGCUUCCCUGCUGUUUCACGUUCACUAGUGCCCUUUACUUCAUUGAUAUCUGCUCUGUGAAGCUGCCUCUAUUGAGUGCGUUGAACUAAAUGAGCAUUGCUUUGGGUGUCCAGGCCUUGGGUUUGUGCCACAGUUGGGGGCAACAGUGACUUUCACUCUGUUUUGGGGCUGAGAAUGUAGUUUGAGGUACAUUUCCUGGUGGGGACACUUGGUUGCAGAAAGAUAAAUAGGUGACAUGUAUGCUGAGACUGAGGGCUAGGUAGAGAAGGGUGUCAUUUUAAAAGCUAUGAUUGUUGUGUCCUCAGCCCUGGGUAUCCAUUCUUCCGGGCCUAGCCGGUGUCUGGUACACUUCCUGGAGUAGACACCUAGCCACAGUCAAGCUCAUGCAGCUGUUGUGUGUGCGGUCUCUCUAGUUCUUGGUCUUCCUCCCUCACGCUCUCUCUCCUGUUAGUACCUACUUAGGAUAUUUGUACCUUCCAAUAUGAAUGUCCUUAUAAGAAAAAGUUCUGAAUGCAUGUGGUUUUACUAUAUAUACAUGGAGUUGUGCAAUAGACAGUCUGUCUUCAGUCAGAACAAUCUAGCUGUGUUAGCGCCUUGUAGAUCCAUUGUUGCUCUGAUCCUCUGUGGGUGCCACAUAGUGGCAUUAUUUGAUUUUACUCACACUUUGCCUUAAGGGGGUAUGCCCAAGUCUCUAGCUCUUUGGAACCAUAGUCCAGGCCACAGCAAACAUCUUUAAUGUGUCCCCUCUGGGCCUGGGUUAUACAGGUUCAUUUCUCUGGUUUCUCCAGAGUUUUCUUUAGAAUGUGGGCUGGCCUUUCUAGGGGCUUCUCUUUCCUUAUCUUUACCAGCUUUUGGAGCUUUUGAAAUGUUGGCAUUCAGUGUGUAUAAAGCACCACAUGGCUUAGUGUUCCUUCAUCUGAUGGCCACUUCUUCUGCAUGGCCACCUUCUGGUUUUUCUUUGUCAGCUGCUGUUUUCUUAGGAGGCGGCCUCCUUGUGUGUGUAUUUCUUUUCCUUGAGGAGUUGCUUGUGUUCUGGGCAGUUGCAAAAACCCUCAGAAUAGCACUUUGUGUCUCCAGGGGAUUUCACCAAACAGACAUUCUUAAUUUUAAUGUAGACAGUUGGCUUUCGUUAGGAAGUUCUGUUGUUUUUAAGGGAAAAUACAAAAGAGCUUCCAGAGUGAGAGGGGCUUUAGUAGAGAAUCUCAGGAUUGAUACUUUUGUAUUUCUAAGCUAGUUUAAGAAACUUUGAUUUUCUUCUGUUAGCUCCAUCAUAGUUUUUGUCCUUUUGGUGGUUUUUUUUUUUUUU